Uranotaenia lowii is the source of this 924-nucleotide messenger RNA. Its product is annotated as glycosyltransferase-like protein gnt13. NCBI's taxonomy places the organism in Eukaryota, Metazoa, Arthropoda, Insecta, Diptera, Culicidae. The transcript is spliced from 2 exons. The record is from RefSeq and is a predicted model, not a curated record. Bases 1 to 924 code for a protein of 307 amino acids.
AUGCCGUGCGGUGUUAUUUCGUGCAGCAUUAACGACGACCGCUUUCUCUGGAAGUGCGAAUUCUGCAAUAAAAAAUACCAUGCUGCCUGUGUCGGAGUUCAAAGACAACGGGAGCAUUUCAUCUCCGCAUUUAUGGUACCAAUGUGUGCCGACUGCCAACCAACUUUACGGAAGGAAGUGGACGUAAGAAAGUUGCUUUAUCAACAGGAGCAACUAGUGGAUGCAAUCCAUUCACAAACGGACACUAACCAUCGCAUCGCUGCUGAUCUAAAAAAAUUCUGCUUAGUCUCAGAAUUAUUCGACAGCAUCGAGCACUUGCUCAACGAUGUAAAAGAAACGUUGGCAAAUGUAAAUAAAAACAACUCAAACAUGUGCAGCGCGGUCGGAAAGCACAUGAAGGCGUAUGACUCACAGUUGAAUAUGACAAUGACACACAUCAACGAGUCAAACUCAACUACUUCAGCCAACAUAAUUAAGCACUUGGACGAACGGCUAAAUUGCCUUAGGAACGACCUUGCAACACCAAUGAAGGAAGCGGAGCAGGAAAUUCCCCAAGGGACGGACAGCAGCAUUCUUCAUAUACUUGAGGAGGUAAAAUUAGUCAAGAACAACAACAAUAUCAACAGCAACUACAACACGAACAACAAAAGCAACAACAAUAUCAAGCACAACGUUACUCACAUCAAUAACAGGAACAACAACAAUAACAACAACAGCAACAGAAACAAAAACCAUAGAAACAGCAACAACCAUCCACAACUACCACUAGACAAAAACUUACUGGCUAUGGCGAAAACGCAAUUUUCUGGUCCACCAUCAUCCAUCGAACAUCCUAUUGCGGCCUUUCAACGACCACAUCAAAAGCACGGUUCAUCAGCUUCAAAAAAGGAGAGACAAUCAACGCAGAUCACUCUAACGUCAUGA